Molecule: messenger RNA, 504 nt
Organism: Effrenium voratum
Lineage: Eukaryota; Dinophyceae; Suessiales; Symbiodiniaceae
Source: the annotation of a GenBank genome assembly
AUGGAGGCGUGUUCCGCCCAGCUGCCGCAAGGCUUCACCAACUUUGUGGAGCCCAGACGUAUGCAAGUCUUCAACAUCCCGUGGCUUCCGCAGACUCCUGUCACAAACGUGGUGCACGAAGUCAACCACUACAUCCAUUUCCCCACCCCGGCGCCCCCGGCGGCGCCCGCGCCCCCGUCCCUGGACGACUUCGCGCCGUCCCCCCCGGAGCAGAGCGAGAUGGACAGGGCGAAGGAGCUGCAGCAACAAGAGGCUGUCGUCUACAAGUCAUCCUCUGAUGGUAUCUGCUCCACCGUGCCGCGGCCGGUCACGAACUGGGAUCCUGCCCAGCAGCUGGCCGACAAGGAGCGGGAGGCAGUGGCGAUUCGCUUCGAGAGGAGGACCAGGGUGACGAUCAAGCUGAAGACCGGCAAGGAGGGCUGUGGUCACAACUUUUUGUUCGCGGCCAAGGCCGGCACUGGCGACCGAAAGGGCAAGCUGGCUGGGGCCAAAUUGGCAAGCUGA